Molecule: messenger RNA, 2413 nt
Organism: Oryzias melastigma (Indian medaka)
Lineage: Eukaryota; Metazoa; Chordata; Actinopteri; Beloniformes; Adrianichthyidae
Product: tryptophan 5-hydroxylase 1
Exons: 11
Coding region: 878-2359 (493 amino acids)
Biological process (GO): serotonin biosynthetic process; aromatic amino acid metabolic process
Cellular component (GO): neuron projection
Molecular function (GO): iron ion binding; tryptophan 5-monooxygenase activity
Source: RefSeq, a predicted model, not a curated record
UGGAACAGAUAAUUUCAGCCUCAUGACAGAUUUUCUCUACAAAACAACUUGAGAUCCUGUUAGAAUAAAACCCGACCAGCUUCUUGUUCUUUUCUCUGCGUCUGUUCUUCAGAAAGUGAGUUAAAGCAGGAGAGAUGGGCUUUGGUUGCGUAAUGACCACGGACAGAGACGCUGCAGGAAUAGAAAGCAGCGCUACACAAAGGCGCGCGUUCUGUAAUUGCAUGAGCGGCGAGGAGAUGGAUCACGCUGCUCGUCAUUAAGCUUCUCACAGAAGCUCCAGCGAGGUCAGACUCCUGCUGCAGAGAACCCAGCUGCAGACCUGAUGACCAGCUCCCAGCGUUUGUGAAGGUCACAUCCGGCCGUAAACGGGUUUGGACUCGCCAGGCCUCCUGUGGAGACGGACUGCUUCUUCAGACAAAUUUGGAGAACCUGAUAUCGACUUCCUGCCUGUUGCUUUAUGCGCAGCAGCUAAUUAUAGACGGCUGAGAUGGACCUGUGGAUUCUGGAGCUCAGUUCCGGGUUUGAUCCACCAGAAACUCAUAAGAACGCCUUUAUGGUUGGAUAGUUUCACACCAGCAGUUUUCUCCUCUUGACCCUGAGACAUGCGGUUCUGCUGCAGCUUCAGAUGUGUUGAUGGACGUCCAUCAGUCUGUGGUGGAUCCGUGACUCCACCUGUCAGAACACAAGCGUGUGAUCUGCUGCAUCCAGCUGUGAGGUGUUUGCCGUGAUGAUGAGGCGUCCUGAUGGUCCUCGCUCUCUCCAGCUCCUCCCCUGACCUUCAGCUCCAUAAAGACGGAGGCGAUGAGCAGAUGUUGGAUCACUCUGCUCUGACGGAGACGACCUCCACGCUCUGAAACCCUCAGGACCAUCCAGAACCAUGCUUACCAAGAAGCCACAUGAAGCAGACGAAUCCUCGGAUGCUGUGAACUCGGAGAAGCUGCUCUGCGGUAAAGAGCCGCUGAGAGCAGCGGAGGAGAGCCGUGGCGGUCUGGGGAAGCCGUCAUGCUCCAAGAAGAGAACAGCAACCAUCAUAUUCACUCUGAAGAAUGAGGUGGGGGGUCUGAUUAAGGCUCUGAAGCUCUUCCAGGAGAAGCACGUCCACCUGGUCCACAUCGAGUCCCGGAAGUCCAAGCGCAGAGACUCCGACUUUGAGGUCUUCGUGGACUGUGACAGCGAGCAUGAGCAGAUGAAGGAGCUGACUCAGCUGCUGAGCACGCACGCUCAGAUCGUGGAGAUCUCCCCGUUCGGGGGGUGCCCUCCUCUGACUGAAAACGACGGCGCCGAGGCUCCAGAACCAGACGGCGUGCCCUGGUUCCCCAAGAAGAUUUCCGAUCUGGACCAGUGUGCAAACCGGGUGUUGAUGUACGGCUCCGAGUUAGAUGCUGAUCAUCCGGGAUUUAAAGAUGGAGUUUACCACCAAAGAAGACAAUACUUUGCUGAUGUGGCCAUGACCUUCAAACAUGGAAAUCGGAUUCCCAAAAUCAGCUACACAGCGGAGGAGGUGCGUACCUGGGGCGUGGUCUUCAGGGAGCUCAACAAGCUGUAUCCUAGCCACGCCUGCAAGGAGUACCUGAAGAACCUCCCUCUGUUGACCAAGGACUGUUGCUACAGCGAGGACAACAUCCCUCAGCUGGAGGACGUCUCAAAGUUCCUGAAGGAGCGAUCAGGGUUCACCAUCCGGCCGGUUGCGGGGUACCUGUCCCCUCGGGACUUCUUAGCCGGUCUGGCGUUCAGAGUGUUUCACUGCACUCAGUACGUCCGCCACAGCUCAGAGCCUCUGUACACUCCUGAACCGGACACAUGCCACGAGCUGCUGGGUCACGUCCCCCUGCUGGCGGAGCCCAGCUUUGCUCAGUUCUCUCAGGAGAUCGGCCUGGCAUCCCUGGGCGCUUCGGAUGAUGCUGUUAAAAAGCUGGCCACGUGCUAUUUCUUCACCGUGGAGUUCGGCCUUUGUAAGCAAGACGGCAAGCUGCGAGCCUACGGAGCCGGACUGCUGUCCUCUGUCAGUGAACUCAAGCAUUCUCUGUCAGGCAAGGCCAAUAUCCUCCCCUUUGACCCCGUUCUAACAUGCAACCAGGAGUGCAUGAUCACCACCUUUCAAGAAGCUUACUUUGUCGCUGAAAGCUUUGAGGAAGCCAAGAACAAAAUGAGGGAGUUUGCAAAGACCCUUCAUCGGCCUUUCACUGUGCAUUACAACGCUUACACUCAGAGCGUGGACGUUCUGACCAACACCCACAACAUCAACAGCAUGGUGAAGGACAUCCGGCACGAGCUCGACAUUGUAGAAGAAGCUCUGAACCAACUCAGCAAACCCCUGAGAGGAAGAGGAAUGUCCUGGAAAUCUGUGGCUCCAUCCUGAGAGGAUUCAUUCUCAUACAAAUGUAUUUUUAGCUUGAAUAAAGGCUUUAACACA